Messenger RNA from Myzus persicae (green peach aphid), 2423 nucleotides. Its product is annotated as annulin-like. Gene Ontology annotation, molecular function: protein-glutamine gamma-glutamyltransferase activity. The record is from RefSeq and is a predicted model, not a curated record. Gene Ontology annotation, biological process: peptide cross-linking. NCBI's taxonomy places the organism in Eukaryota, Metazoa, Arthropoda, Insecta, Hemiptera, Aphididae. Bases 675 to 2396 code for a protein of 573 amino acids. The transcript is spliced from 11 exons.
AAAAUCUUAUGUGAUGAGAAAAUAUUAAGAGAUUAAUGUAGCUACUUAUAACGUUAUAUUAUAACAGUAUAAAAUAAUUAUAAUAUUGGACUUAUGCAGAAAUAAUUAUUUUAUUUGAAUGGCAACAUGCGCCGUCAUAGUUACUACGUUUUUCUAAUCGCAAUAUCGUCAAAAGCAAAACCAUUAAUUUAUAAUACUAUAUAAACGUUUUGAACUGUUCUAAGAUAUGAAAUUAAAUAUGUACAACAUAAUAUUACAAUAAAAAUGUACAUUACACGUAAUAAUAAUAAUAAUAUGUAGUCCGAAUAAAACUAUAAUGGUAUCUUAUUAUUGAGAUGUUCGAUUUGAAAAAUGUCGAUACCGCGGUCGAUGUGCUGUUAUUUUAUGCUCGGAACAAAGAAUGAAUCAAAUACAACUUUGCUACUAAAUGUCAAACACAUUUCGUUCAUUUUUAUACGGGAUGGACGAGACCAUUUCACAACUCCACGACUGGCCGUGAAAUGUAUAAUAAUUUGUUAUAGGUACCAAUUAGUAGCCCGUUUUGUCUCAGGUUGGAAAACAAUCCGUGUCGAUACUGAAGAUUAAUAUUGGUAGAGAAAGUAUACCGAUUGGAAUGGACACAAGGUGUUUAUUGGGUUUAUAAAGUGAUUCGCCGAUCACCAAACACGACUGAUAUGGGUCCAUUAAAUCUAGAAUGGAUUAACUACUGCUUUGUAAAAAACGGACAAAAGCACAGGACCGAUAAGUAUUAUUGUAUGUACGAAAGGAAUCCAACUUUAGUCGUACGCAGAGGACUUCCAAUUUGCUUUUACUUGAAAUUCGACCGAGAAUUUGACAUGGCUAAUGACAGUGUGUCGUUUAUGUUCAAAUUGGCUGAAACGGGAGAUGCAAACUUUGGAAAUAACACUAUGGCUGCUGUGCCCUUGAAAGAAAAUCCAAGUAAUGGCAAUGGCCAUUGGUCAGCGUACGUGAUGUCUACUGAUGACGUGGACCCACACGUAGUCAGCGUUAGGAUCACUCCACCGAAUAACUGCAUUGUAGGACAAUGGAUAUUUGACAUAGAUACCCGAUUUGGACAAGAAGCGGCUAUGUUCUCAGCUAAAGGAAAUCCAAUUUACAUACUGUUCAAUCCGUGGUGUCCAACGGAUGAAGUUUAUAUAAAGGACGAUGAGCUGCGUGAGGAGUACGUGUUGAGCGAGGAAGGACUCAUGUGGCGUGGAAGUCACAGCAGGCAGAAAGAGGUCAUGUGGAAAUACGGUCAGUUACAAAAGAACAUGUUGGAAAGCAGUUUUUUGUUAUUGCUAAAAAUCAGGCGAUUAGCACUUAUACACUGCAGUGAACCAAUAAAAGUAUCAAGAAGCCUAUCAGCCGCAGUCAACGCUCCUGAUGAGUUGGGAGUCGUUCAAGGCAAUUGGACUGAAGAUUUUUCCGGAGGCACUGCACCCAUUAACUGGCUGGGAAGCGUAGAUAUUAUAAAUCAAUUCAUAAAAACGAAAAAACCUGUUAAAUACGGGCAGUGCUGGGUCUACGCAGGAGUACUUACCACAGUGUGCAGAGCUAUCGGAAUACCUUGCCGUCCGGUGACUGCAUAUUGCGCAGCUCAUGAUACACAAAACAGUUUGACGAUCGACUACUUAGUCGAUGAUGACGGAAAAAUAAUAGAAGAACUACAAACUGACUCUAUUUGGAAUUAUCACGUGUGGAACGAGGUUUGGAUGGCCAGGCCCGAUUUGAAUAUUUUAGACCGGAGCUGGCAAGUGAUCGAUGCAACACCUCAGGAGCUGAGCGAAGGCCAGUUCAAAUGCGGCCCAGCAAGCGUUACGGCCGUCAAAAAUGGUGACAUAAGAGCACCGUAUGACACUGCGUUCGUGUACUCCGAGGUGAACGCAGAUAAGGUGUACUGGAGAUACUAUGGUAUAUCUCAACCGAUGAAACUAUUGAGGAAGGAUACGGAAGCAAUCGGCAAACUAAUCUGUACGAAAGCGGCAGGAAAAUGGGAACAGGAAAACAUUACGGACAACUACAAAUAUCCUGAAAAGUCAACUGAAGAAAGAAUUACUAUGCAUAAAGCGUUAAAGCAAAAUAAUAGCAUAUUUAGCCGUUAUUAUUUGAAUGAGGAUUUCAAUGAAAUCAAAUUUGAUUUUGAGUUAGUCGAUGAUAUUAUCGUCGGAGAAAACUUCAGGGUCGCGGUGAGGAUCACGAACAAAGGCCAUAAAGAUUACACAGUAAAAGUAAUAUUGCGGGUCGACACGGUUGAUUAUACUGGUAAAAAUGGAUCACUCGUCACCAAAGUUGAACAGCAAAAAGUAGUGCUUCACGAUCCAGGUAAGCACCAGGCGCCACGACAAUAUAUAAAAUGUUACUAUAUACUAGAUACAAUUAUGCAACAUAGGUAAACAAUGAAGCAAACACAUUGUUAUGAA